AUGGGGAAGGACCAGGAACUGCUGGAAGCUGCUCGCACUGGGAAUGUGGCUCUGGUGGAGAAACUCCUCUCUGGGAGGAAAGGAGGGAUCCUGGGCAGUGGAUCUGGAGCUAUUCCCUUAUCCAGCUUACUGAGCAUCUGGCGAGGACCAAAUAUAAACUGCACAGACAGUUCAGGUUAUACUGCUUUACAUCAUGCAGCUUUAAACGGUCACAAGGAUAUAGUUCUCAAAUUACUUCAGUAUGAAGCAUCAACUAAUGUGGCAGAUAAUAAAGGUUAUUUUCCUAUUCACUUGGCUGCUUGGAGAGGAGAUGUAGAUAUUGUGAAGAUUCUCAUCCAUCAUGGACCAUCACACUCCAGAGUCAAUGAACAGAACAAUGAAAAUGAAACAGCACUGCACUGUGCAGCUCAGUAUGGUCAUUCAGAAGUAGUUGCUGUCUUGUUAGAAGAGCUAACAGACCCUACAAUAAGGAACAACAAACUAGAAACACCUCUGGAUUUGGCAGCACUUUAUGGACGUCUGCGUGUUGUAAAAAUGAUCAUCAAAGCAUAUCCAAACCUCAUGAACUGUAAUACAAGAAAACACACUCCUUUGCAUCUUGCUGCACGUAAUGGCCACAAAGCUGUUGUACAGGUGCUUCUGGAGGCUGGAAUGGAUGUCAGCUGCCAAACAGAAAAAGGAAGCGCACUACAUGAAGCAGCCCUAUUUGGGAAGGUGGAGGUAGUACGCAUUUUGCUUGAAACAGGAAUUGAUACCAACAUAAAGGACAGUUUGGGUAGAACGGUUUUAGAUAUUCUUAAAGAACAUCCAUCUCAGCAGUCACUCCAAAUUGCAGCUCUACUUCAAGGUCCCAGAGUUAGCUCUGUCCCAGGUAACUGGCAGAAAUGUGCAUCGAAAGGCAAGGAGGAAGAUAUGGGUGAGGGAAGUAGGACUUCCCGUUAUCAGCAGAAAGAUGUUCCUAAUUUGUCUCAGGCUGUAUGGUGA
Mesitornis unicolor (brown roatelo) is the source of this 984-nucleotide messenger RNA. Its product is annotated as ankyrin repeat and sterile alpha motif domain-containing protein 1B-like. The record is from RefSeq and is a predicted model, not a curated record. Gene Ontology annotation, molecular function: protein binding. Lineage: Eukaryota; Metazoa; Chordata; Aves; Mesitornithiformes; Mesitornithidae. Gene Ontology annotation, cellular component: cytosol. The transcript has 7 exons. Bases 1 to 984 code for a protein of 327 amino acids.